AUGGAGGCUGUCUCUCUGUGUAAGCAUGAUAACAAGGAGAACAUGAACAUCCUACCAUUCACUGCAAAACAAAUUGACCCAGUUCCAUCUAAUCUCCAAUCUUCCUCAAACAAUGUGAAGAAAAGGUUCAGGAGACCUCUUAGGGACAUAACCCAUCUCUUCAAGCCACCAUUCCCAUCAACUUCAGCUCCAUUCACAGACUUCCAGCUUUCUUCAGCAGUUUCAGGAAGAACUCUGGAUUGUCGAAAGCGAAAAGCAGCCAAUGACAAUGAUUCAAUGCAAGAGAGUCGAUCCAAGUUGUUGAGAAUGGGUUUUCUUUAG
Ilex paraguariensis (yerba mate) is the source of this 321-nucleotide messenger RNA. NCBI's taxonomy places the organism in Eukaryota, Viridiplantae, Streptophyta, Magnoliopsida, Aquifoliales, Aquifoliaceae. The record is from the annotation of a GenBank genome assembly.